UGCCGGACCUGGGGUUGGGCUUGUGUAGCCCAGCUGGUUCCGGCUGGCGAAAAUGGCGGCAGCUGGGCCGGCGUGCCGGGAUUUCCUGGUCCACUGGUGUACCCAGGAGUUGCGGAAAACUUUCGGCCUGGAUGUCAGCGAGGAGAUUAUGCAGUAUGUUUUGUCAAUUGAAAGUGCUGAAGAGAUACGAGAGUAUGUGACAGACCUUUUACAGGGAAAUGAAGGCAAAAAAGGCCAAUUCAUAGAAGAUCUUAUAACCAAAUGGCAAAAAAAUGAUCAAGAAUUGAUUUGUGAUCCUUUGCAGCAGUGCUGCAAAAAAGAUGAAAUUUCAGAUGGACAGAGGUCUGGAGACCAGCUAAAGCGGGGUAGGCGGAAAGGAAGAAACAAACAGGAAGUUCCUGCAUUUGCUGAGCCUGACACGGUUGUAGAAGUCAAAACACCUUUUGAUUUGGCUAAGGCACAAGAAAGCAGUAACUCUGUAAAGAAGAAGACAAAAUUUGUCAAUUUAUACACAAGAGAGGGACAGGACAAGCUUGCGGUCCUGCUUCCUGGUCGCCAUCCUUGUGAUUGCCUGGGCCAGAAGCACAAGCUCAUCAAUAACUGUCUGGUCUGUGGACGGAUUGUCUGUGAACAAGAGGGUUCCGGCCCCUGCCUAUUCUGUGGCUCUCUGGUAUGUACUCAUGAAGAGCAAGAUAUUUUACAACGUGACUCAAACAAAAGCCAAAAACUGCUAAAGAAGCUCAUGGCAGGGUCGGAGAAUUCUGGAAAGGUGGAUGUCUCUACCAAAGACCUUCUUCCUCAUCAAGAAUCUCGACUUAAGUCUGGUCUGGAGAAGGCUAUCAAGCAUAAAGACAAGUUGUUAGAGUUUGACAGAACUAGCAUUCGAAGAACUCAAGUCAUUGAUGAUGAAUCAGAUUACUUUGCCAGUGAUUCUAACCAAUGGUUGUCCAAAAUCGAGCGAGAAACCCUGCAGAAGCGAGAGGAGGAGCUGAGAGAACUUCGCCAUGCCUCUCGACUCUCUAAAAAAAUCACCAUUGACUUUGCAGGCCGGAAGAUCUUAGAAGAUGAAAAUCCUCUAGCAGAGUAUCAUAGCAGGUUAGAUGAGACAAUACAAGCCAUUUCCAAUGGAACCUUGAACCAAUCGCUGAUCAAACUGGAUACAUCUUCUGACGAGCCUUUGGGAGUUCUAGUAAACCCCAACCUGUACCAGUCUCCUCCACAGUGGGUAGACCAAACAAGUACAUCCUCACAGAAGAAGGCUUUCCAUUCAGCAGGAAUGGGAUUAGAGUUCAAUUUACGUCAGCAUCAGUUGCGAAUCCAGGAUCAAGAAUUCCAGGAAGGCUUUGAUGGUGGCUGGUGUCUCUCUAUGCAUCAGCCCUGGGCUUCUUUCCUUGUUAGAGGGAUUAAAAGGGUGGAGGGAAGAUCCUGGUACACUCCCCACCGAGGACGACUUUGGAUAGCAGCCACAGGCAAAAAACCCUCCCCUCAAGAAGUCUCAGAACUUCAGGCUACCUAUCGCCUUCUUCGUGGGAAAGAUGUGGAAUUUCCAAACGACUAUCCAUCAGGUUGUCUUCUGGGAUGUGUGGACCUGACUGAAUGCUUGUCCCAGAAGCAAUUUAAGGAGCAGUUUCCAGAUAUGAGUCAAGAAUCUGAUUCUCCAUUUGUUUUCAUCUGCAAAAAUCCCCAGGAAAUGGUCGUGAAGUUUCCUAUCAAAGGAAAUCCAAAAAUCUGGAAACUGGAUUCCAAGAUCCAUCAAGGAGCAAAGAAGGGGUUAAUGAAGCAGAAUAAAACUGUCUGACCCCGGAGAAAAGGGACUAUACAGCAUAGUGGAAUUCCGUGUACUAAAAUUGGUAUCCACUGAUCCUUCAGAAUCAAAGCAGUAGAAAUCUAAAGGCUGGCCCAUCAGGCUUUAAUGUCUCAGAAUUUAAACUCAUACCAAAAUCUGUUUAUUUUUCUUAAAGAAUAGGAUUCUUUAUGUAAUGGGUCAAAAAUCUUUGAAUACAUUAUUUAUAAAAAUUUAUUUUUAAAAUUCUA
Perognathus longimembris pacificus (Pacific pocket mouse) is the source of this 2034-nucleotide messenger RNA. RefSeq names its product thyroid hormone receptor interactor 4 (gene Trip4). Gene Ontology annotation, molecular function: transcription coactivator activity; zinc ion binding. Lineage: Eukaryota; Metazoa; Chordata; Mammalia; Rodentia; Heteromyidae. The transcript is spliced from 13 exons. Gene Ontology annotation, cellular component: nucleus. Gene Ontology annotation, biological process: positive regulation of DNA-templated transcription. The record is from RefSeq and is a predicted model, not a curated record. Bases 53 to 1798 code for a protein of 581 amino acids.